Molecule: messenger RNA, 1122 nt
Organism: Punctularia strigosozonata HHB-11173 SS5
Lineage: Eukaryota; Fungi; Basidiomycota; Agaricomycetes; Corticiales; Punctulariaceae
Exons: 3
Coding region: 1-1122 (373 amino acids)
Source: RefSeq, a predicted model, not a curated record
AUGGGGGAGCUUAUGGCCGUACAAGAAGAAUUGACAAACUUUGUGGCCAAGGGGUGGAUUCCGGUGCAACCGGAUCCGGACCACCACGAGUCGACCGUUGAAGUCGCCUUCGUGUAUACGGACCACGCAUUCCAUAUAUGUCUUCAAUUCACUCUGCGCAGGUUCGCCUCAGGCCCAGAUAUCGAUCGCGACACGUACCCGUACAGUAUCCAGUAUCGGCCGCACGCCGUGCAUCAUAUCGUCGAUGGCGUUGCUCAUGCCCUAGAUAUCAACAUCGUCCAGCCUUACCACAAAGAUGUCUGCUGCGCCAUCGACGUUGAUGCAGAUGGUGCUAUCUUGUUUGCAGACAUUCAACGUGCUGUGUCGGCUGCAGGGCAAUCCCUCGGUCUGCGGCGAUCUGUUGGCUUCGACUUUGAACGAGACACCAUACCUGAAGAGGCUAUUUGUCCGAGGAUUAGCGAGAAGAAUGCGCGUGGCAGCCGCCGUCUCCGAUCGUCCACCCGAGAUAGCGUUCGCGCCUCCGAUCCGGUGCAGAAGAGCAGGAUGGAGGAGAAGGAAGCACUUGUGUGGGAGCGCGAUAUGGAAGCGGGCUAUGGGAUGUGGUGGGGACUGUUGAGACGCGACAGUGAGGUGCCACCUCCUUUUGUAGCCGCUGCCGCGGCCCAGUUCAAGUAUUUCGGGGCUACGCUGAUGAAGCGUGAACACGUUGGGGAGGACGCAGAUUAUCGGGCUGCGGGGCUGAAGCGCAACGUUGAGCGCUACUUCGUCUCGCUGCGCUAUGGGAGAUUGCGCUAUGAUUUCCGGAUCUUAUUCCACGGGCAGUACUCCUCUGAGACUGCGAGCGUACGGGAGAGGAUGCAUUACGAGCCGGGCAGCCUCCACGAUGCCCUGGACCGAGUACCACUUCCCUUUCCUCCCGAGUGGCCUUUUGCCGCAAGGUUGUGUCUGCCGCGAAGGCGAGGAAUGCGCUUUCUUCUGGCAGAGCUCCGCCGCAGUCUUUCGUGGAUGGCAACUUUACCUCGUCAGAUCACCACGCUGCAUUUUCACUCCAGCUUCCCCACUGCAAUGCAUCUGUCAACAGCGACGGAGUACGUAGAUUGCAGGCAUGACUACUACAAGUGA